Messenger RNA from Parasteatoda tepidariorum (common house spider), 2046 nucleotides. RefSeq names its product tachykinin-like peptides receptor 99D. Gene Ontology annotation, cellular component: plasma membrane. Gene Ontology annotation, biological process: G protein-coupled receptor signaling pathway. The record is from RefSeq and is a predicted model, not a curated record. Gene Ontology annotation, molecular function: tachykinin receptor activity. NCBI's taxonomy places the organism in Eukaryota, Metazoa, Arthropoda, Arachnida, Araneae, Theridiidae.
UUAUGCGAACAAGGAUACUCUCAACUGUGGAGUGAAGUUUGAGAUGAUCCAUCUCCGAAAGAGGUUAAAGAUGAAAUUUCUUCGGCUACUGUUGCUCCUAUGAAUUUCUUCAUUUCCCACAGACGUUUAAAACAGAUAGUGGAUUCGAAAAAGGCAAUUAGUUUCUGUGCAUAUCUCUUGAAGUCAAAAUCUACUAAUUAUUUACACUUAACCUACUGAGAUUAAAUGUCAAUCAAUCAAAUAAACAACUGAAAUUUAUAAUAACGAUGUUUACUUGCUGAACGAUAAAAAUGGAAGUUUUGGCGGAGUAUAAUAUGACCAAUGAAACAGACGAAGAUGGUGGUAAUAUAUUUAUACUUCCAUGGUGGCAACAGUUAGUUUGGAGCAUAGUUUUUGGAGUCAUGAUUUUUGUGGCAACAGGUGGAAAUGCGAUUGUGAUGUGGAUUGUGCUCGCACAUAAGCGAAUGCGAAGUGUGACAAACUAUUUCCUCGUGAACUUAAGCUUAGCUGAUAUGAUGGUUUCAACAUUGAAUGUUAUAUUUAACUUCGUUUACAUGCUGGAUGGUGACUGGCCAUUUGGCGAAGCUUACUGUAAGAUAUCUAACUUCAUAGCAAUCGUGUCAGUUGCUGCUUCAGUAUUUACACUAAUGGCGAUAUCUUUUGACAGGUACAUGGCCAUCAUGCAUCCUUUGAAGCCGAGAAUGUCUCGAAGCACAACCCUCAAUAUCUGUCUCUGGAUUUGGGUAUUCAGUGUUCUUCUCUCGCUCCCCAAUCUGCUCUAUUCCAUGACGAUCGUUGAGGAAUUCACGAACGGUGAAUUCAGAAUUAUUUGCUUUAUGUUUUGGCCAGACGGACCCUCUACCGAGAGUGACCAAGAAUAUGUGUACAACAUUGUGAUUUUCAUCGUAACCUAUGUUUUACCCAUAACAUCGAUGACAUUCACCUACUUUAGAGUGGGAAGAGAAUUGUGGGGAAGCCAAAGCAUUGGAGAAUGUACUCAAAAACAAGUUGAAAGCAUCAACUCAAAAAGAAAGAUCGUAAAAAUGAUGAUAGUUGUCGUUGUAAUCUUUGCUGUUUGCUGGCUACCAUAUCAUAUUUACUUCUUGGUUGCUCAUCAUGUACCCCAGAUUACCAGUGCAACAUAUGUUCAGCCAAUAUACUUAUCAAUUUAUUGGUUAGCGAUGUCCAAUGCAUGCUAUAACCCAUUCAUCUACUGCUGGAUGAAUAGCAGAUUUCGCCAAGGAUUUAAGAGUGUUUUCCGGUGUUGCAAAUGGAAGGAAGAAAAAAUUAAUCCUUUAGAGCAAAGGAAAUUUACAGCUGUUCGUCAAAACACAACUAAUGGUGUUAUAGCUUUGCAAACAGUCACAGAAUCCCUCAGUGGAAGUAACCCCCACCUCUAUAACAAAAGUGUUCGAGUGGAACGUCUUUCUAUUCUUUAAAAAAAUCUCACUUUGGCACAAGAAAACACUUGAGUUUUCCCCUGACGUUCCCUGAAUGGCUGAAGUCAUGCUUGCUUAAGAUAUGUUUCAGGAACAUUUGUUGUGUACAUUAAUAACUCAUUUUGCAAUUAAUACUACGUGUAACAUCGACUUUUAUUUUAUUUAUUUGUUUUAAUUUUAAGUCAGAAGUGAGGUCUUUCGAGUCUGUAUAAAAGAAUUUACGCUGUUUAUCUCAGAUUCCGUGAAACAAUAUACGUUUAUUUAAUUUUAUUUAUUUUUUUUGAUGAAAGCUUAAUUUUCGUUUGCAAAUAAUAGAAAUAAGCGAAAAAAAGCAUUUAAAUUGUUGAUAUAACUAGCUGUUGUUAUGAAAAGAGAAAAAAAAGUAAAAGUAAGCAUGUAUAUAUGUAUGUAAAAGAAAAUUAAGAAUGAAAGAAAAUAUUAAAUUUGCAAAGAAAAAUUAAGAAUUUAAGAUUUCUUCAUUUUUUUUAAGUUUUAUUAACAGUGCAGAGGCUGCAAAUCUAAAGAAUCCAUACUGUAAGAUAAAAUUGUAAAGAAAAAUAAGCAACAGACAAAAAGAAGGAAAAACAUUUUUUUAAAAGAAAAGAAG